This is a messenger RNA of Diaporthe citri, 159 nucleotides long. RefSeq lists its product as uncharacterized. The transcript has 2 exons. Bases 1 to 159 code for a protein of 52 amino acids. Lineage: Eukaryota; Fungi; Ascomycota; Sordariomycetes; Diaporthales; Diaporthaceae. The record is from RefSeq and is a predicted model, not a curated record.
AUGGAGUAUUUAUCCUCAACUCGUUUCUCGUCCGUCUUUCCUCUUCUACCAACAACAACAACAACAGCAGCAAUACAACAGCAGCAGAUGGACCCCGCCCCCCGCGCCCGCGAGGCCCGCGUGCGCGCCGUCGCCGCCGCCAUCGACGGCAACCUUUGA